AUGAGACAAGGACAAAUAGGCAAAACUGAAGUAGGAUCAACUGGUCGUCUUGUAGUCAUUACGCCAGGUCCGACAACGAAGCUACCAGAAAAUCAUGAGCCACCAGAUCAAAAUAGUCAUACACCUUAUUGGGAUGAUACCGAAGGAUAUCAUGAUAUUCGUGCAAAGAUUAGUAGAAAUCGCGUAAACCUUACUGAGUCUUUAAAAUCGAGUGAAGAUUUUAAAUCGAAUCAUAAAGAAGGUAUACAGCGAAUGGCUAAGAUAGGAAAUAUUGAACUUGCAAAUUGGAAAGGUUCUGAGGAUGAUUUGAUUUUAUUUGAUUUUCGAGAGACCAAUUAUUUAGAAAAUAAUUUGGCCCGCCAAAAAAAUAUCACAUGGUUCUUAGUAGAAGAGACCUUAAAUGCUGGAGGCUAUCUUAAAGUUCUUGAGGAUUGUUUCUUAGAUGUCGUUGAUGAAGAUAUGAUUUUUCAACAUGAUAAUGCAUCUAUUCAUAAAGUUAUUCUUUUUUACAAAAGAUGGCUUAAUGAACGAAACUUGUUGAUUGACCUACACAUUCUCCAGAUUUGA
This is a messenger RNA of Scutellospora calospora, 567 nucleotides long. The record is from the annotation of a GenBank genome assembly. NCBI's taxonomy places the organism in Eukaryota, Fungi, Glomeromycota, Glomeromycetes, Diversisporales, Gigasporaceae.